This is a messenger RNA of Andrographis paniculata, 758 nucleotides long. Its product is annotated as dirigent protein 21-like. NCBI's taxonomy places the organism in Eukaryota, Viridiplantae, Streptophyta, Magnoliopsida, Lamiales, Acanthaceae. The record is from RefSeq and is a predicted model, not a curated record. The transcript has a single exon. Bases 36 to 626 code for a protein of 196 amino acids.
AUGGUUAAAGCUGAAGAAUCCAAGUACAAACUGCAAUGGCGAAAUCAAUCCUCCCUAAAGUCGCCAUUUUCUCAGUCUUCACAAUCACAGCAAUUCUGGUGGCGACGGCAACCGCCGGCCGCCAAGAAGAAAGCCCGAUAAGGCUGCCGGAGAAGAAGUUCUCGAAGCUCCAAUUCUACGUCCACGACUACGUGAGCGGUCCGAACCAGUCCGUCUACGACGUGGCCGAGUCGACCGUCACGGGGAGCUCCGGCACCUGGUUCGGCCGGGUUCAGGUGGCGGACCACCUCCUGACGGUCGGACCGGAGCCGGAGUCGGAGAGAGUGGGUCGCGUCCAGGGGAUACACGUGAACGCGGACCUCCACGUGGCGGCGAUUGGAGUGAACUGGAACUUCCACUUCGACGACGGCGAGGGAAGCACGGUGACGGUGGUGGGGAGGCUGGUGGCGUUCGCAGCGGAGGGGGAGCUGUCGAUCGUCGGCGGGACGGGUAAGUAUCUGAUGGCGCGUGGGGUGGCGCUGAAGAGGACGCUGAAAAUGGAUCCGGCGACGUACAACAGUGUGAUGCAGUACACUUUGUAUGUCUACUCGUCGUCGCCGGCGGCGUUGGGCCGCCGCCGGGACUGAUCUGAUCAGAUCCGGUCGCCGGCGGGGGGUGUUUUAGGGUUUUUGUGUUGAUUAAUGAAUAAGCUCUUUGAGGCAAUUAAUUAAUUGAUGGAGUUUUAUUGUAUCGUUAAUUCGUUUCAAUCUAUUUUACUA